Soboliphyme baturini is the source of this 867-nucleotide messenger RNA. NCBI's taxonomy places the organism in Eukaryota, Metazoa, Nematoda, Enoplea, Dioctophymatida, Soboliphymatidae. The record is from the annotation of a GenBank genome assembly.
AUGCCGUCCGCCGAGCAGAUUCGUGACUCGAUCAAGGGAAAUGAACCAAUGAUCUCGACUACCGGAACGAAGCUGCUGAUCGUCUGUGAAAGAAGCUUUCCGCUCGACCAAGGACCAAAACACGCAGAUGCGUCGAUCGAUAGAUCGAUCGGCGAUUAUUUGAUUAAUUUAACUCCGAAGCAUAUUUUACUUUCGAUGUUCACCGGUGUCGCCGACACACAAGGCAAACAAUGCUGCAAUUUGCCUUGGGUUCGGUCGGCGGCACGUGUCUACGCGAAGUGCCGAGAGCUGAGGAGUUUUUCACCCAUGCCGAGCAAAGACAUACUGAAAAAUGCAGACCUGCGAACACUCUCCUCGAAACAGGUGCGCCUUCAGCUGCAAUGCAAGUUCGGUUUGGACCUAUCUAGCAGAAAACAGGAAAUCGAUGACAUUUUGAUGAGCAUCAUCAACGAGAACGACACGGAAACCGCUGGCGCCUCUUCAGCUCAAAACGAGUCGAAGUCCGCUUCCGAAUCGUCCUCUUCAGACUCCGAUGACUCGGGUCCAAUUGAGAACACUACUUCUGGCAAAAGAAAGCGACAGGAAAAAAGCGGCGCAGCGAAACGUGCGGCGGACGUCAGCGAUGUUUCUUCCGGCGUUCAGUUAGACGACGAGGCGUUGGCGCGCAAGUUGCACAACGAGGAGUUGCGGGUGCGCCAGAGGAAGUUGGACAAAAAGGGCAAACGCGUGAAGAACGGCAAAAGCGAAGAUGGGUCUGCGUCCACCCCCGCCGCCCCCAAAAAAGGAAAAUCCGUCUACAGCCAGGAGUGCGUCCUUUCGCCGGAAUUGGCCUCGGUCAUGGGUACGGACAAGGUGAGUAGCUGCUGA